Solanum dulcamara is the source of this 2447-nucleotide messenger RNA. RefSeq lists its product as uncharacterized. NCBI's taxonomy places the organism in Eukaryota, Viridiplantae, Streptophyta, Magnoliopsida, Solanales, Solanaceae. The transcript has 6 exons. The coding region runs from base 52 to 1275 and encodes 407 amino acids. The record is from RefSeq and is a predicted model, not a curated record.
AACCAUAGAAAGUAAGCUGAGUUUUCUCAUUUCGAUUUAGGGUUCAUUCACAUGGCCGAACCAAAUAGUUUCGCUCUCUCUUCUUCCUUCCUCAAACAAGUUUACUUGUACGAUUGGUGGUUGAUUAAGGUUGAAAUUGGUGAUGGAAUCAAGCGAUUGGGUGUUGGAGGUUUUACUGCAAAAGAGAGACCAGAUGGAAGAGUUUUCCACUCCACAAAAAUUGCGAAGAGGCAUGAUUCUGUCACUUUAGUGACAGUGGAUGGCAUCACCAUUCUUUUUAGCGGUUUCAUUAAUAGGUGUCGAACUCUUCAAAAUGGCUUCUCAUCAGAGGUUUGCAAGCAGUUCCUUCUUGGAUUUCCAUACAACUGGGAAGAGUCUGCUGCUGUAUCAUUUGGAGAAUCAACCAAUGAAAGUGCAGCCUCUGGAAUUUCUGAUUUCUCAGAGUCAGCAAACGCAUCAGCUGAUCGCGCAAGCAGCUCCUUUUCCAUGUCUGUUGAUCAUCUUCCUGCCAAUGUUCUACGAGAUCUCUUAAUAUCGAGUGCUGGUGAUCCAGAAGGCGGCAUGCUAAGAAAGAGUAUUUUUAAUGAAAUAGUGCAGAAAUAUGGUAACAAUGCUUUUACCGUUGACGAAGCUUCUUCUUUGAACCAAAAAAGUGGUAAUCAGGUCACAACCCAAAGUCGUUCACUGAAUGAAAGUCCUAGUCAAAAGAAGAAAGCUAAAACAAACCGUAAGCAAGAGGAUAAACGUAUACCAGAUGCAAAAUCUGGUAAAGAAGACUUGCAGGAAUCUACUCCAAAGGAUAUGCCAGGAAAGAGAGUUUUGGAUAGGCUACUGCAUAGACGUGGUGACGAUGUUCGUAUCGUUGGUGAAAAUUCUUGUUUGAACCAAAAAAUUGCUAAUCAAGUGAUAAGCAGAGGUCCUUCACUGGAUGAAACUCCUUCUCAAAAGAAGAAAACUGCACCUAAUUUGAGGAACGAAGAUGAUAACCAUGUGUCCGAUGCACAAUGUAGAAAAGAAGUGCUUCAGAAAUGUAAUGAUGAGAGUGGAACAGAUAUUGAUAAGAAUAGCUUAAGUAGCAGCCCUUUAACAAGAGGUAAAGCUAGCUUAUAUAAGAAAACCGAAGUUCACCAGAAGCAAGAAGAAAAGAGAGAUGUGAACAAAGUAUCUGAACAAGGAGAUUUUGGGAUAGUUAACACCACUAGCUCGAGUAAUGGUCCAUUGACAAGAAGCAGAGCUAAAAAACAAGUUAAAAGAACAAGUUCAAGAAGGAAAUAGAUAUCUGUGAAGGUGUUAUGGGAGUUUUUGUUGUUGUUGUUAUGGGAGUUUUGUUGUGCAGAUUAGCUACCCCUGGAUAUUAAUCUGGAAAUUCCUCAAAUCAUAACGUUUAUGGAUUUGUCACUAUGUUAUUGUAGUCCAAAAGGGAGAUUAAUUUUGAAUGUUAUGUUUUCCUUGUUUUUUUUAUAGAUUACAUCACACCUCCUGAAUUUUGUGGGUAUCAAAUGGUCCAUGCCUGGGAGUACACAUGAUCUUUUCCGAUGUUGAUGCAAGUAUAGACAAGACAAAAUAAGAAAUAGCUGGUGGAAUACUGUUCCUUGUUUCUGGUGUGUGGUUUGGAUAGAAAGGAACUCCAUGUGUUUUGAAGAGAAGCACAAAUCAUUACAGACGAUCAAGUUGUAUUGUCUUUUGUUGUUUCAUUCUUGGUGUAAAUUGAAAUAUGCUAACGAGACAGAGACUCUAUUAGAGUUCAUAUAGCUGAUGCUGUAUUUUGGACCUUGUCAAAGCUAUUGCAUUAUAUUUGAAAAUUCAGCACAUAUUUUUCUCUAUUUCUUUCAGCUUCAUUUCAUCUAAUAUUUCCCAACCUUAUAUCUCUUCUUUUACUGCAGAUAAGUUGGCAAGGUAGACAGCUCUAAAACAGAGGUAGAUCAAGUUGACACAAUUAACAAGUCAAAAAGACUCAAAACUACAUGGAAAGGACAAGAAACUAUACUAUUGUCAAAGCCAUCUUGAAGAAGCAAAAGUUUCAAAGUCCCCUCUACAAAUCUAUAUACUAGAUUUUCCUCGCCGUUGCCAAAAGGAGAAACUUGGGUUUAUUGCUCAUAAUCAAGAAUCAAACUCUAUGGAGAGUUAUGGUGUCGAGACUUCCAUGCAUGUCGACACUGCAGACUUCAUCGUUCACACGUUGGACCAAGUCUAUUUAUGUAUGGAAUUAUGGACACUUAUUUUUGUGAAGGAUUGAAAGUGAAAAUAUAAUGGAUUGGGGUAUCAAGUUUGUGUGUUUAUACGUGAUGUCAGUGUAAAUAAGUUAAAUCCUUAUUUUAUUGUGUAAUUACAAUGUAUUGUUUGUGACAAGCUGGGUUGAUUGGUUUGAAGGAAUAGGAAAGAAAGAUUAAAUGAGUGAUUUAAGUAAAAAUCAUGUUUAUUUUAUAAUACAUUUGAAGGUUUGUGUA